This is a messenger RNA of Ooceraea biroi (clonal raider ant), 1665 nucleotides long. RefSeq names its product probable ATP-dependent RNA helicase DDX47 (gene pths). Gene Ontology annotation, cellular component: cytosol. Gene Ontology annotation, molecular function: nucleic acid binding; RNA helicase activity; ATP binding. The record is from RefSeq and is a predicted model, not a curated record. NCBI's taxonomy places the organism in Eukaryota, Metazoa, Arthropoda, Insecta, Hymenoptera, Formicidae.
UUCCUAUGUCAAUGGGAUGUGCAGUCCAUGUUGUAGCUCAUGGUUGGAACGUGUUUGAAAGAUCGGAUAAUUCUAUUUGCAUUUUAAUAUUUUCAAUAUAUAAAUCAUUUGAUCAUGGAUUCGAAGGAGUCAACUGAGAACAAUACAAAUAAUGAAAAUAAUACCGAAAAUGUUACUUGGAAAGAUUUGGGACUUGUAGACAUACUUUGCAAAACGUGUCUUGAUUUAAAAUGGAAGGAUCCUACCAAAAUUCAACGGGAAGCUAUUCCUUUAACGCUCCAAGGCAAGGACGUAAUAGGAUUGGCAGAAACUGGAUCAGGAAAAACUGCUGCUUUUGCGUUACCUAUUUUACAAGCGUUAUUAGAAAAUCCUCGAAGAUACUUUGCACUUAUAUUAACACCUACGAGAGAACUGGCAUUUCAGAUUUCAGAGCAAUUUGAUGCGCUAGGAUCUAGUAUUGGUGUGAAAUGCGCAGUGAUAGUAGGUGGAAUGGACAUGCAUGCGCAAGGAUUGACGCUAGAGAAGAAGCCUCACAUUAUCAUUGCUACUCCUGGUAGAUUAGUCGAUCACUUGGAGAAAACAAAAGGGUUUAACUUACGACAACUACAAUUUCUGGUCAUGGACGAAGCAGAUCGCAUUUUGAACAUGGACUUUGAGGUGGAGGUUGAUAAAAUUCUUCGAGUAAUACCGAGAGAAAGAAGAACAUUACUAUUCUCCGCGACCAUGACUAAGAAAGUGCAAAAGUUGCAACGUGCAUCUCUGCGAAAUCCCGUGAGGGUCGAAGUGUCCACUAAAUAUCAAACUGUAGAAAAGUUGCUGCAGUACUAUGUAUUUGUUGCGGCGAAAGAGAAGGACGUGUAUCUGGUGCACAUCCUGAAUGAACUGGCAGGCAACAGUUGCAUGGUAUUUUGCGGGACUUGCAAUAACACUACGAGAACUACUCUACUAUUACGAAACCUGGGAUUCACGGCAGUACCGUUGCACGGUCAGAUGACGCAAAAUAAGAGAAUCGCCGCGCUUACGAAGUUCAAGGCAAAGAACAGGUCCAUAUUAAUUUCCACGGACGUUGCUAGCAGGGGUCUGGACAUUCCACAUGUCGAUAUCGUCAUCAACUUUGAUAUUCCUACGCACAGUAAGGAUUACAUACACAGAGUAGGUAGAACUGCGCGUGCAGGUCGAUCAGGCCGUUCCAUCACGUUCGUCACGCAAUACGACGUGGAACUGUACCAGCGAAUAGAGGAGUUGAUAUCGAAAAAACUCCCAUUGUAUCCCACGGAAAAGGACGAGGUGAAGAUACUGCAGGAGAGAGUGAGCGAGGCGCAACGAACAGCAAGAAUGGAGAUGAAAACCAUCGAGGAGAGCAAGAAAAAAUCGGGUAAACGAAAACACGGCGCCGGAGACGAUGACGAUGAUGAUGACACAGAACAAUCGAUGGGCGUGCGGAGGAGGUUGAAAACGAAAAACAAAAGAAAACGGCAUUAGACAUCGUGAGAUCAUCUCGUAUUCAUAUUGUACGUUCUGCACUAGAUUGUAAAUACAUGGUAAAGUACAUUGUGCUCCGAUGAAUUAGUAGACGGAUGAUAAAACGGAGAAACCUGUAUGUAAAAAAACGCUGUUGUAAGGCUUGAGUAAGGCUAAAAAAUAAAGCAAAAGUUGUUUAUAUUG